Halichondria panicea is the source of this 711-nucleotide messenger RNA. RefSeq names its product translocon-associated protein subunit delta-like. The transcript has 6 exons. The record is from RefSeq and is a predicted model, not a curated record. Gene Ontology annotation, cellular component: endomembrane system; membrane; endoplasmic reticulum. Lineage: Eukaryota; Metazoa; Porifera; Demospongiae; Suberitida; Halichondriidae. Bases 113 to 616 code for a protein of 167 amino acids.
AGGUCAUUGAAGUUAACUCCAUUCUCACCUGAAAUAUUUUUAUACGUGUGACAAAGGUUUCUGGUUUUCUUUGUUUGUCGACUCAAUUUCAAGCCAAACUCGUCUCAAUAGAAUGGCCAAGCUCCUCUCUCUCCUAGUGUUCCUAUCAGUGGCUGUUCUCUACAGUAGAGGUGCCUGUACCAACCCAAGUGUGACCAGUGAGACGUACUCCACUAACGAUGUACUACUGUCAACGGAAACAGCGUUUCUUAUCAAAGUCAAUGUCAAGUGUGACGGAGGAGAUAGUCUGAUUAUUCAUGGGUUGGUGGACGGACAGCUCAUCCAGGCCGCCAGGUCUGCCAGAGACAACGAGUAUCAGGUGAGUUGGACUGAGAGCCAUGAAAGUGCUGCGACUGGACAGAGGACCAUCAAGUUCUUUGACGAUGAGGGGACAGCCGCCAUUAAAAAGUCUGCUCGUUAUGGUGAAGAGUUGACAGCAAAGCCUCUCUUUUCAGUUAACAUUGAUCACAGGGGAGCCAGGAGCAGUCUGUGGAUCGCCCCCUCGUUCAUUGCCAUGGUGAUAGCGCUCCUUGUUUGGUGGCUGGCCUUCACUACCAAGACCAAGAUUCAGGACUAGGAACUAGUUUAGAAGUUGCUACAUAUUUUCAAUUGAUGAAUUACAUGACUUGUAUAAUAUACACUUAUCAUGAAUAAUUAUUGUCUAAUCAUAAA